UUUUGUAAUUGUUGCUCCUUGCGAAGUUGUGAGUUGCAGUGCGGUGGGGAAAAUUUUUGUGAAACGGUGAAAUUGUUUUCUUCGUAGAUGAAAAUUUCCUAAACUCAACAGAGUGGAAAAAGAGAGAAGAUGGAACCGAUAUUGGAUGCGUCCUUAGUGGCGCAAUCCAUAAAUUAUCAUGGCCAGCAGUUACAAAAAACGUGGGAGUCUGAACGAGGCGAAGAAGAUUUGGCGAAAAUUGGCGUGGGUACGCUCGACUUUGCCGUAUACCAAUCACGUCACAAGCACCUUACUUUCCAAGACCGUGGAAAAAGAUUAAAACUACAUCAAUUCAUUGCAAAAGAAGCUAAUAUGUUAUUUGAUAGUUCAGUAUUAGAAGAGACACCAACAUCUUCCAGCCUUGGAACUGAUUCUACUACUCCCGAAGACAAUUUGUAUGCCUUGAUGCCACCAUUUGAAACAUUUUUAAAUGUUGAUAAAUCAGCUAGACUUCGACACUUUUUUGAUAAUGUUAAAACAGGAGAGCUUAUAAUUGGAGCAGUAAUCAACAGAACAGCUUCUGGCAUGAUGCUGAAAGUACUCUGCACAGCAGGACCUACAUCAAGAUAUGUAGCUGAUAUCAAUGUGAAGGCUUUUUUACCCGUUGCUAAUAUCAUACCGGCGGUUGACAAGAAAAAUGUGUCAAGAAACUACUUGAUGAAUGAUACUGUCUGCUGUGAGGUUCUCGAAGUUAUCCCAGACACAGACAAAAUGGUGUGCGGCAUGAAAGGUGUCACUCGGGGUCCAGAUGAUCCACCUCCUAAACCACCAUUAGGGCUCCUCAGCACAGACGACUUCCCCUUGGUUUACAAUACAAAUCACACAAUACACAAAAAAUGAGAAAAAUGCACUGUUUUGUGUUAUUAAAACUGCAAUUCACCAUGGAUGUUUCAAAGUCCCAGUGGAGAAAUUUAAUUUGUGUUGAGGAUUGUUUUCUUGUUUUAAAUGUUACACAAAAUAACUUUGGAAAAGGUCAGUACAUAAUGUAGGGCCAUGAUGCAUACUAUGAAAAGAAUCCUAUAUUAAAGUUACUAUUUAACAUUGCAGCACUAUUAGAAACAAUUGAUUGGACUUAAUAUAAUCAGCUUUUUUUGGAUGUUGGCGUUAUUUAAUUGUUAAGCCAAUUGGAAUUUUUUGGAAUAUAUUGCGACAGUCACUUUUAGCUGAAAGGAGGCACUCGGAUGAAAUGAUAUGUGGCAGCACUUGUCUUCUACUGGGGAUAGCAAAUGAAUGUAAAAGGAUUUCCAUUAUUUUAGGGUGUUUUU
Molecule: messenger RNA, 1304 nt
Organism: Leptidea sinapis
Lineage: Eukaryota; Metazoa; Arthropoda; Insecta; Lepidoptera; Pieridae
Product: tetratricopeptide repeat protein 14 homolog
Exons: 6
Coding region: 130-879 (249 amino acids)
Molecular function (GO): nucleic acid binding
Source: RefSeq, a predicted model, not a curated record